AUGGAUAAGUCAUCAGAAUCAUCUGCAAAAGCAAAAUUGGAAAAGUUUUUAUUUAAAAAAGAUACAGAUAUUCAAAAUACAGAAAGUAGUAAGAUAAAUAGUGAAAAAAACCAAAAUAUAAUUGACCAAUCUAUUAUUACAAACUGUGAUAGCCUAAAAGAUGGUCAAGAUAGCCCGAUACAAAAUUUUACCUCUAAUUAUGAACUUAAAAAUACAUCGAGUGAAAAUGACAUUUCAUUUCUUUUAGAUAAUGUCAAAUUAAAUUUACAAGAAAGAUUAGAAUUUAUGAAUACAAUUUGGACACCUGAUUUUAGUUAUAAUUUUCCAAUAAAAACUGUAGGGAAAAAGCAUCUUAAAUUUCAAGCAAGCUGGCUACUAACAUGGAAAUGGCUUUCCUAUUCUAAAAUAAGAAAUGGGGCCUUUUGCAAAUAUUGUGUAAUUUUUUCUCAAAAAGAAGGAGGAAUAGGAAAACAGAGUUUAGGCAUGUUGUGUACUAAAGAAUUUUCUAAUUGGAAACAUGCCAUUGAAAAAUUUAAAAAUCAUGAAGAAACUGGUUAUCAUAAAACUUGUAUAGAAAAUUAUAAAGUAAUGUCUCAAAAAAAUUAUACUCCUAUAAAUAUGCAGAUAAAUAAAGCGAUGGCUGCUGAACUUAUUGAAAAUAGGAAAUUGGUUAUGCCUGUAAUUGAGAGUGUAAUUUUUUGUGGGCGUCAAGGGCUUUCAUUAAGAGGUCAUAACGAUUCUGGACCUUUAGUAAUGGAACAUGAGCCUAUCGAAAAUGAUGGUAACUUUAGAGCUGUUUUAAGAUAUGGUCUUCGCAUGAAUUCUAUGGGAAAUUCUGAUCUUCAACUAAUAAGAGAACGCUGUAAACGUAAUGCACAGUAUAUUAGUCCAAAAAUACAGAAUGAAAUUGUUAAUAUAUGUUUUUGUGUUCUAGCAGAUGAAACAGCUGAUGUAGCUGGAAUAGAACAGUUUUCAAUUUGUGCCAGGUAUAUUUAUAAUAAUGAAAUAAAAGAAGACUUCUUAAAUUUUGUUCCAGUAGAAAGUACAACAGGAGAAAAUUUAGCUCAUACUUUAAUAAAAAGCUUGGAAAAUUUUGGUAUAAAUAUACAAUAUUUAAGAGGGCAAGGCUACGAUGGGGCAGCUUCUAUGAGUGGAAGGUUUAAUGGUGUUCAAAGUAUAAUCAAAAAACAGUACAAGACAGCAGUAUACGUUCAUUGCAGUGCUCAUGUGUUAAAUUUAGUAAUAUGUAGUUCUUGUGAAAUGGCUUGUAUCAGAAAUGCAAUGGGUGUUAUUGAAACUGUUUAUAAUUUUAUGAAUACUCCUAAAAGACAGUGUGUAUUACAAAAAAAACAUGAAUCUAUUAGAACAUUUAUUGAUUUACAAGAAGCUAUAGUGAGCUCAUUAGAAAUAAUGGCAGGGUGGGUUGAUAAAGAAACUUCUUCAAAAGCAACACAACUACUUUUUUCAUUAAGUGAUACAACAUUUAAUGUAAGUUUGAUGGUAAUUGAUGAAGUUUUUAAACAUUCAUAUAUCUUGUGUAAAGCAUUACAAAGAGAUAAUAUUGACUUAAUCGAAGCAAUGAAUUUAGCUGAAGAUUUAACUAAUGAAGUAAAACAAAUGAGACAAAAUAGUGAUGAAAACACAGAUCAAUCAUAA
Messenger RNA from Melanaphis sacchari, 1656 nucleotides. Its product is annotated as zinc finger MYM-type protein 1-like. The transcript is spliced from 6 exons. Bases 1 to 1656 code for a protein of 551 amino acids. Lineage: Eukaryota; Metazoa; Arthropoda; Insecta; Hemiptera; Aphididae. The record is from RefSeq and is a predicted model, not a curated record.